This is a messenger RNA of Solea solea (common sole), 2469 nucleotides long. RefSeq names its product dynein light chain Tctex-type 2B (gene dynlt2b). The transcript has 5 exons. Gene Ontology annotation, cellular component: cytoplasm; cytoplasmic dynein complex. NCBI's taxonomy places the organism in Eukaryota, Metazoa, Chordata, Actinopteri, Pleuronectiformes, Soleidae. Bases 100 to 462 code for a protein of 120 amino acids. The record is from RefSeq and is a predicted model, not a curated record. Gene Ontology annotation, biological process: microtubule-based movement. Gene Ontology annotation, molecular function: dynein intermediate chain binding.
GUAACGCUGGUAGCACUCUGCAGAUAUUAGCUGGUUAGCAUCAGUGUGUCUCUUUUCGGGUCCUCAGUCUUACUGGGGCAGAAACUUUAAUGACUAACCAUGGAAGAAUCUGAUUCCUAUCUAAUCCGACCUCAUCAUCAACACAAGUUUAAACCAGCCAUUGUGAAGGAGUGCAUUCGUGAAAUUGUGAGGGAGCGACUGUCUGGAGUGCAGUAUGACCCAGAUCAAGUCCCAGAGCUGUCCCGCUCACUGGCAGACUGCAUCAAGGACAAAGUGAAGAAUGCUGGAUUUGACAGAUAUAAGCUUGUCGUGCAGGUUGUCAUCGGAGAACAGCGCGGGCAGGGGGUCAAAAUGUCUUCCAGAUGUUUCUGGGAUGCCGACACAGACAAUUAUGCAGAAGAUAUUUUCAUGAACGAGAGCUUGUUCUGCCUGGCCGCAGUUUUCGGGAGCUAUUAUUACUGAAGAUGAGAUGACGAACUAGAGGAGGGAUGGCAGAACUCUUUUGGAUGGAAAUGGGUGAGGUGAACAUCGGCUCACUUCCAGCAUUUUGGGCCCAUAAUGCACUGAUCUGGAGUAUUGUAAAUGCUACAUUUGAAGAUCAGAACUGGUGAAAUUCAGUGCAGAAGGUUGCAUAUCCGUACAUGCCGAAGGUGUGUAAAUACUCGAAUUUCACACUAGUUAAGAUCUUUACAACAUGUACAUUGAUCAUGAAUUUAAAUACUUAAAAAAAGCAACAUUUUUUACUUCAAGUGAUUAACAAAUUAAAAUACAUCCUAACUAUAUUUAUUAUAAGUAUUUAGCAGACGUGGCAGACUAGUAGAUGCUAUUUUUGGUCACAUGCAUUUCAGUACUUGCAGCACUUUCAGCUCUAAAAGCAGCUGAAUAAUGGAGUGCAAAGUGACUCAGCAGUACAGUAGAGGUCAGUAUUUGUCUCCAGUUGUUAGCAUCAUAACACAUAUAACUAUGGGUCAGGUUCUUAGAACUCUGAUUUUAACUCACAUUGAAGGUUGAAAUUCAGAAAAAUACGAAGGCAAGAAAACUGCUCAACCUCAUUGCUCACUUGCUGCUCUGUUUCCAAUAUUAAAGACAGGGAUGUGCUCAGGUUUGUUUGCAUAAUCUCGAGUGCCUGCUUACAAAGAGAUCUCUAUAGCCACAUAUAUAGGUUUUUAUAUUUUUUAGCUUCCAAACCUCUGUAGCACUAUGCCAUUGUAAACACUGUCUGACUACCUUUCAGUCUUGUUUGGAAUUCACUCCCCUAGAGUGUGUUUUUUUGGUCAAUUUGUAAUUGGUGACCUUUAACGAUGAGGCUACAGAUAUAUAACAAACGGAGGCUUUCGUUUUACAACAUGGAGCUCACGUCUGCAGAAACAUGGCACAGCGAGAGGGCAGCCUCCGUAGAGGCUUAUUCUCAGGCUCAAAUACCAACAAUUUAAAUUUUAAAGCAGUUCUAGGCUUACACAAAUAUACCUAUGACCAAUAUAUUCAAUGUCUGCCUUCAAAACAACAUGUUACACACGGGUUGUUCAAGAUGCUUUGUGAUCACUCCUAUCACUUGCUCAUGCAUCCCCGACAGAAACAUUAGAUAUAGCCAGUAGGAAAGUUUGGAUAUAGUUGUGGCUGGCGAUGAGUCAUGGUUGUCCACUUUAUAGGAUUUGAUCAGUUCGGAUCAGCUAAGACACAUAAGGUCGAGUCUGAUUUGUCAGCACAUGCUUUCUAGGAUUAAACAGGGUGAAAAUGAUAUCCUGUGUCCACCUGACAGGAGAUAUUAAAGUUAGAAAAAUACUGACAUCUUAAUGCCCAUCAGCCGGAAAUAAUACUGUAUGCAUGGUUUAAGAGAAAAUGAGUGCUGUCAAAGACAUCCUGACGACUACCGCCAGUUAUUAGGGUAAAUUAUUCAUGCUGCUUUCGCUUGAUUAAAAUGAAUUCACUGACCUUUAGGUCACGAGUGGUUUUACUCCGAAAGAGAGCCGAUUCAUUUUUGUCUUAGUUGUAAAACAAGAAAGUUAUAUCAGUCUGCUGCAAGUGAAAAAGGUCUACAUUUAUACAGAUAUAUACUAAUUAUUGAGGAGCCACCACAAUUAACUGGAUCUAUGACUGUUCCUAGGUUUCCUGUUCGAAAUUCUUCUUAAAGGAGGAAUUUGUUUCACAAUAAAACAAAUUACUGUAACAAUGCUGAUCUUUUUGAGGUCUAAGUUUUUACGUUUGAUAUUUGCACUGUAAUUUAAACAGGACGUAAGAAAAUGCAUUAGAUAUUUGUUACUGUGUGUUGAUAAGACUUUUGCUUUUUAUGUGUUUUUGUGGAAUUUUCCGUUGUUCUCAUUUCAUUUAGAAGAAAUUCUGACUGAUUUUGUGACUUUUUUUGCUGCUAAUUUAACCUCAGAUUUAGACUAGUCAAAAGAUGGCCAUGUAAACCCUAUUUUUAGUAAACGACACAUAUUUUAAUAAAUAAAUAAAUACUGUUCACCAUUA